This is a messenger RNA of Quercus lobata, 1079 nucleotides long. Its product is annotated as L-ascorbate peroxidase 3-like. The coding region runs from base 96 to 962 and encodes 288 amino acids. Gene Ontology annotation, molecular function: heme binding; peroxidase activity. The transcript is spliced from 9 exons. Lineage: Eukaryota; Viridiplantae; Streptophyta; Magnoliopsida; Fagales; Fagaceae. Gene Ontology annotation, cellular component: chloroplast. Gene Ontology annotation, biological process: hydrogen peroxide catabolic process; response to reactive oxygen species; cellular response to oxidative stress. The record is from RefSeq and is a predicted model, not a curated record.
AACUUUCAAAUUCGAUUAUUGUUUUUAUUAUGCGCCUUCUUUGUUUUUGUUUGUUGAGAAAGUGCAAUCUGUGCUAACAAACUCGGUCUCAUUUCAUGGCAACACCAGUGGUAGACAAAGAGUACCUCAAGGAAAUCGAAAAGGCACUUCGAGACCUUCGUGCUCUCAUCUCCAGCAAGGGCUGCGCUCCUAUCAUGCUCCGCCUAGCUUGGCAUAGUGCUGGAACCUAUGAUGCCAAAACGAAGACUGGAGGUCCUAAUGGCUCAAUCCGGAAUCUGGAGGAGUUGAAACACACUGCAAAUGCUGGUUUGGAAAAUGCUGUUAAAUUUUGUGAGGAAGUGAAGGCUAAACAUCCUAAAAUCACGUAUGCUGACUUAUACCAGCUUGCUGGUGUUGUUGCAGUUGAGGUCACUGGAGGUCCUUCUAUCGACUUUGUUCCAGGCAGAAAGGAUUCGAUGGAAUCUCCUGAAGAAGGGCGCCUUCCAGAUGCAAAACAAGGUGCAAAGCAUUUGAGGGACGUCUUUUAUCGCAUGGGUCUUUCUGACAAGGACAUCGUGGCAUUAUCUGGAGGCCACACAUUGGGAAAGGCACAUAAGGAGAGAUCAGGAUUUGAAAGUCUACCUUGGACAAAUGAUCCUUUGAAGUUUGAUAACUCAUACUUUGUGGAGCUACUAAAAGGGGAUUCAAAGAGAUUAUUGAAACUUCCCACAGACAAGGUUUUAGUUGAGGAUCCUGAGUUCCGCCGCUAUGUUGAGCUAUAUGCAGAGGAUGAGGAUGCUUUCUUCACAGAUUAUGCGGUAUCACAUAAGAAGCUUUCCGAGCUGGGCUUCAAUCCACCUUCCUUGGGAGCUGCUAAGAGCAGUGCUAGAAUUGUAGUUGCACUUGCUGCAGUUGUGGUGUUAUUCAGUUACCUUUUCGAUAUUUACAGAAAAAGUCAAGUGAACAAGACUCAACUUGAAUAGAAUUUCUACACAAAAUCAGUAUAUUCAAGUAAUAAGUCACAUUUCAACCCAAUCAGCAGUCGAUUUGUUAUUCAAAAAGAAGAAUAUUCGGAUAUAAUAAUAUUUAUAUGUUUAAUU